AGCUUGUUCCCAAAGUAGGGGUAGACUUGCAUUUCUAAGCAGCAGCGCGACGACCGGCAAUUCCCCGAAAUCCCUAUGUAAGCUUCUCCUUAUUAUCCGGAUCCGACCUCAUCUUCUUCCUGCUGUAGCCAACCCCCUCGUUUCGAAAAAGCAACCACCAAACCUGAACACCGAAGGCCCGGAACUUCCUCACAAAACAAAAAUAAAAAUAAAAAUGUCACGAAUUGGCAUCUUCCCCGCAGCCGGCGGUCUCGGAUCGAGCAUCCUCACGCACCUAUUGGACCUCGUCCCAGCCUCACAACUCACUCUCAUCGCGCGCAAAUCAAAUUCGCUCGCCGACGCUGCGGAUGCCGGCGCGACGCUUCGCCAUGCAGACUACGACUAUCCAGCCACUCUCGACAGCGCAUUCGAGGGUAUUGAUGUGCUUAUGCUCAUCUCGUACGCCUCGUUUGAGAUUGACCAUCGGGUUAAUGCGCACAAAAAAGCAAUCCUCUCCGCGCAAAAAUCCGGCGUAAAGCACAUAUUCUAUUCCUCUCUGGCAUUUGCCGGAGACUAUACCUCGACCUCCGUCGCCCACGUAAUGGGCGCACACCUGGCAACUGAGAAAUUCCUCGCCGAAUUACACGGCACGAUGACGUAUACCGUCAUCCGCGAAGGUAUCUACUCCGAGUCCUUCCCCAUCUACACGAACUGGUUCGAUCUCCGCAAUCCCGUUGAUGAGAUCUGCAUCCCGCAUGACGGCUCUGGUCCGGGCGUUGCGUGGGUGAAGAGGGAUGAACUGGGUGAAGCGACCGCGAAGCUGGUUGCGCGGUAUGCGACGGCGACGGGCGGGAAUCCGGCGGCGGAGGAGGAGUUUCCGUAUGUGAAUCGGAUUGUUUUACUCACGGGGCCGAAGGUGUAUUCGCUCAAGGAGAGUGUGGAUAUUCUUGGAAGGGUGGUCGGGAAGGAUGUCAAGAUUAAGCCCGUUACGGUCGACGAGUAUGCGCGGUUUGAUCACAAGGGAUUGCACACGUAUCACGGUGUCAAUCUGGCGAGGGAGUGGGCGACGGCGUGGGAGGCGAUAAGGAGGGGCGAGACCGCGGUUGUUACGCCUGAUCUCAAGGAGAUUUUGGGAAGAGAGCCGGAGGACUUUGAGACGACGAUCCGAGGGUUGCUUGUCUAGAUGUACCAUAAAUGUGUCUAGAACCACUACUUACGCAGCAAUAUCCAAGGUGCUGUCACAUUUAAUACCAUGUGGUCCGAAGGUAGGAAUUAUUAAGCAUCUUAGUCGGCAGGCUUCGUUGCAUCGUCCACAUCAUUU
Molecule: messenger RNA, 1300 nt
Organism: Aspergillus calidoustus
Lineage: Eukaryota; Fungi; Ascomycota; Eurotiomycetes; Eurotiales; Aspergillaceae
Source: the annotation of a GenBank genome assembly